AUGGCUCCGAAGGAGAACGUAGAUAUUGCGAAAGAGAGGAAAUCUUGUUCAUUUGACAAACGAGAACUGACGUGGUUGCUCGAUGGUGGUCGCGAUGCAAGUGAACGGCGGAAGCGCAUGGAGGAAUAUAUUCUUAGUCAGCCGGGAAUGUAUGAAGGAAUUGGGGCCUACGAUUUUUUGAGCCACGAGGACAGGUACACAAAAAGCAUUGAAAAAGGCGCUAAAAUGCUUCAGUUAUGCUUGAAAGCUGACGAAGUUCUUGGAGAUGGGUAUCAGUACGAGGCAAUGAGGAUGUUCAAUUUCCCGACGCUCAGUGGCGCUGUCAUUCCGGAUGGAAAUCCUUUCAACUUGCACUUCGUCAUGUUUUUGACCACAUUGACUGAAUUUGCAAAAAUGGCUCCGGAAGAGAACGUAGAUAUUGCGAAAGAGAGGAAAUCUUGUUCAUUUGACAAACGAGAACUGACGUGGUUGCUCGAUGGUGGUCGCGAUGCAAGUGAACGGCGGAAGCGCAUGGAGGAAUAUAUUCUUAGUCAGCCGGGAAUGUAUGAAGGAAUUGGGGCCUACGAUUUUUUGAGCCACGAGGACAGGUACACGAAAAGCAUUGAAAAAGGCGCUAAAAUGCUUCAGUUAUGCUUGAAAGCUGACGAAGUUCUUGGAGAUGGUUAUCAGUACGAGGCAAUGAGGAUGUUCAAUUUCCCGACGCUCAGUGGCGCUGUCAUUCCGGAUGGAAAUCCUUUCAACUUGCACUUCGUCAUGUUUUUGACCACAUUGACUGGUCAAGGAACCUUGGAGCAACAGACGGAGUGGCUAGGGAGAGCAUGGAAUUGCGAAAUAAUUGGGACAUACGCUCAAACGGAAAUAGGUCACGGAACAUUUCUUCGUGGGUUAGAGACGAAAGCAGAAUACGACCCAACAACUGAGGAGUUUGUUUUCAAUACCCCAAGGUUGAGUGCCACGAAAUGGUGGCCAGGAAGUCUGGGGAAAACUGCAAAUUAUGCGAUCGUUCCGGCACAUUUGUACAUUCACGGAGUCAAUUAUGGGAUGCACACGUUUAUUGUGCAGCUUAGAAGAGAAGAGGAUCACACUUCUAUGCCGGGGAUUACUAUUGGUGAAAUUGGACCGAAGUAUGGAAUGAAUUCGAAUGACAAUGGUUUUCUUCACUUGAAAAACGUCCGCGUUCCGCGGAAGAAUAUGAUGAUGAAGCAUGCGCAAGUUCUACCGGAUGGAACGUAUGUAAAACCGCAGAAUGCGAAAUUGAGUUACGGAACGAUGAUCUUCGUACGAGUGGUGAUCAGCCAAGAAGUUGUGAUGCAGUUACAGAAAGCUGUUACCAUUGCUGUGAGGUAUUCCGCUGUCAGGCGACAAAGUAAAAUUGAACCCGAAGAAGCAGAAGUGCAGGUCAUUGACUUCGUCACACAGCAGUUCAAACUUUUUCCCGCGAUUGCAUCUGUUUUUGCAAUCCAUUUUGCGGCCGCUGCGCUGUGGGACGAUUAUCUUGAAGUCACAGCUUCAAUGGGUGAUGGAAAUUUGGAUCGUCUACCAGAGGUACUAUUUUCUUGA
This is a messenger RNA of Notodromas monacha, 1560 nucleotides long. The record is from the annotation of a GenBank genome assembly. NCBI's taxonomy places the organism in Eukaryota, Metazoa, Arthropoda, Ostracoda, Podocopida, Cyprididae.